Galleria mellonella (greater wax moth) is the source of this 1072-nucleotide messenger RNA. Its product is annotated as trypsin CFT-1. Bases 114 to 881 code for a protein of 255 amino acids. Lineage: Eukaryota; Metazoa; Arthropoda; Insecta; Lepidoptera; Pyralidae. The transcript has 4 exons. Gene Ontology annotation, biological process: proteolysis. Gene Ontology annotation, molecular function: serine-type endopeptidase activity. The record is from RefSeq and is a predicted model, not a curated record.
AAUCAAUCUGAUUAUAAAAGAUAACAAUUAAUGUGAUACCGUCGUAAAGGUAUAAAUAUCGAGUGUUCGUAUCUCUUUUAUGUGUGAGGACUUUCUGAAGUGACGAGGUCAAAAUGCGUUUCGUAUUUGUGUGGCUAGCUAUCAUCGCUGCUGUUGCAGCCGUACCUAGGAACCCGCAGCGUAUCGUAGGUGGUUCAGUUACGAACAUCAACAGCUACCCAGAGAUCGCUGCACUCUUGUACUCAUGGAAUGGUGCCACCUACAGCCAAGCCUGCGGUGGAUCUAUCCUCAACAACAGAUCCAUCCUGUCUGCUGCUCACUGCUUUGUAGGUGACCCAGCCAACAGAUGGCGCGUUCGCGUUGGCUCUACCAACGCUAACAGCGGUGGUGUUGUUUACAAUGUCGCUUCCAUCAUCAACCACGGCAGCUACAACAGCUGGACCAACGACAAUGACGUCGCCAUCUUGCGUCUCUCCUCCAACCUUGCGUACACCAAUGUCAUUCAGCCUGCCAGCAUUGCUGGGUCCAAUUACAACCUCGCUGACAACCAAGUCGUUUAUGCCGCUGGAUGGGGUGCCAUAUCUGUUGGCGGUCCAGGCUCAGAACAGCUCCGUCACGUACAAAUCUGGACUGUAAACCAAGCGACAUGCAGAAACCGUUACGCUGAGCUCGGACUUACUGUGACCGACAACAUGUUGUGCUCCGGUUGGUUGGAUGUCGGCGGUCGCGACCAGUGCCAGGGUGACUCUGGCGGUCCCCUCUACCACAACAGAAUCGUCGUCGGUAUUUGCUCUUGGGGUACACAGUGCGCUCUCGCUCGCUACCCUGGUGUCAACGCUCGUGUAUCCCGGUUCACAACCUGGAUCCAGGCCAAUGCUUAAAUCGUGCCAUUGAAAUAUCUGCCCGGUCUAUGUUCAUUGUGAUAGCAAUAAAUAUAGACUAAACAGAUUACUUAUUAUUCAAUACUUUUUGGAAUUAUUAAUUAAUUAGUCAUUAAUUAAUUAAUAAUUAAUUAUUAUUUUACAAUGUUUUUUGUAAGAACAAUUAAAUAUACAGAUAUUCUGAAUUAUAA